Messenger RNA from Schistocerca cancellata (South American locust), 1904 nucleotides. Its product is annotated as integrin alpha-IIb-like. NCBI's taxonomy places the organism in Eukaryota, Metazoa, Arthropoda, Insecta, Orthoptera, Acrididae. Gene Ontology annotation, biological process: cell-matrix adhesion; integrin-mediated signaling pathway; cell-cell adhesion. The transcript is spliced from 16 exons. Gene Ontology annotation, cellular component: external side of plasma membrane; integrin complex. The record is from RefSeq and is a predicted model, not a curated record. Gene Ontology annotation, molecular function: integrin binding. Bases 1 to 1866 code for a protein of 621 amino acids.
AUGUGCACACUUGACGUGGCGGUGGGUGCGCCAUACGGCGACCACGGCGGCAGCGUGUUCGUGUACUUGGGCAGCGGCGACGCGCGGCGCGUGGGGCGGCUGCCGGGCCCCCAGAGGCUGCCCAGCGCCGGCGACCCGGCGGCCACGCAGCCCGGCUUUGGCAUCAGCGUCGCUGGUGGUGUCGACGUCGACGGGAACGGCUACGUCGACGUGGUGGUCGGCUCGUACAUGGAGGGCCGCGCUCGGGUGUUCCUGGCGAGGCCUGCCGUCUCGCUGGUGGCCUCAGUGACGGGCCCAGAGUCGCUGAGGCUGGCCGAUCGCCGCACAAACAUCACCGCCUGCCUCACGUACACCAGCCACAGGUUCCAGGACGAUGUCGAAGCGACAAUGGUGUUCAGUGGCGACGGAUCAGCAGAUAGUCGACCAGUAACUAUAUCAAAAGGAAAGACCCAUUGUGAAAACGUCACAUGGACUAUAAAGGCAAGGGACAAGCUUGAACCAGUACAUGUCAAGGUCCGGGGAGAAAUUCGGGAUAAGAAUGACGGCGUGUUCUGCGGCGACUGCCCAGUGGCGGACCCGCAGCGCAGCGUGGGCGGCUCGGUGCUCAUCCCGUUCAACACGGGCUGCCGGAACGAGGCACGCUGCGAAUCCGAUCUGCGCCUCACCGUGGACGCCUCCUGGCAGCCGUCCGUAGUGGGCCAGGGCGAGGCGCUCCCGGUAGAGCUGUUGGCGACGGUGGAGAACACACCGGGCUACGACACGGCCCAUGUGGCCGGCGUGCUGUUGGAGGCGGCCGUGCAGCCCCCGGAGGCGGCGUGGAGCGGCCUCCACCUAGCCGACACCAGCGGCGCAGACUGCGAAGUCCUGCCCGCCCCCAACGCCUCCAGCAUCGCGCUACGCUGCAAUCUGCGCAUGCUCAAGAUGCGCCCCGGCUGGAGGGAGACGGUGCGGCUGAAGGUGGCGCUGCAGGGCCAGGCGGCGGGCGUCGCGACGCUGAGCUGGAACGCGACGGCCUUCCUGCGCGGUCACGAGCUCCGUCCGGAGGACAACCAGCGGGUGGGCGCGCUGCAGCUAUACGCACCGGCGGGACUCGCGCUCACCGGAGGCACAGAGCCACGCUACAUUUCUGCUGUUUCGGAUGACAGGGGAAGUUACAAAUUCACACAGUUCUUCAGGGUUAUUAACGCUGGCGCGUACCGUCUGCAGAGUUUCAACUUCAGCUUGCAUUUGCCUCUGGCGCUUGACUAUGAAGGACGGCAGUACGGUGGGAUCCACUACAAAACGCCGAAGACGAGCACUCCAAACAAGGUGACGUGCGCCACCUCAUCUGGUUCUCCGACGAGCGAUGCGCCAUCUUCCCAGGGGACACCGGGCUGGAUCUCUCAGAUCAGCACGGCAGCGUUUGGAAGCGAGCUGCGCGCCACUGCAGACUGCUCCAAGCUGGACAGGACGCGCUGCCAGACGUUCCAGUGCGUCGCGGGGCCGCUGGAAGCGGACGGGGACAGCGUCGACGUCAGUGUCGCCGCCGUCCUGCUCCGACGCUCCAUAGAGGACGUGCUUUCCCGCGCUGACGUGGACGUCAUUGGCCGCGCCAGGCUGCACAUGCCACAAGGUGUGCUGCUAACUUCAGAACUGUCCAGCGAAACAAAUACGACGACUACCAUUCUGAGCCCCAACAUCCAGAGGGCGGCAUUGGCUCCUUGGGUGUGGAUCGUUUUGGUGGUGGUCGCCCUGCUCAUCUAUGCUGCUAUAGUGGCCGUCCUUUAUAAGAUGGGAUUCUUCAAGCGAAAGAAACCCACAGCAAGGAGAUCAGAAGCAGAAGAUGAAAACUUAGCCGAGGCUAAGAAACUCAUGGAAGAAGACUGAGUAAGCAGAGCGACGGAAUUGACGAAGUUUUUAAGACA